Molecule: messenger RNA, 2410 nt
Organism: Amaranthus tricolor (Joseph's coat)
Lineage: Eukaryota; Viridiplantae; Streptophyta; Magnoliopsida; Caryophyllales; Amaranthaceae
Product: ERAD-associated E3 ubiquitin-protein ligase HRD1B-like
Exons: 10
Coding region: 454-2073 (539 amino acids)
Source: RefSeq, a predicted model, not a curated record
AUCCAUAUCGGUUCAAGUCGAAGAAGAAAUAAAACAAAAAUGAAUAAUAAGAAAUGAGAUGGCACAAUCUUAUUGGGUAGCUUAUUUCCCAGUGACGAUGAAAACGUCCUCCUUUUGGAAAUCCAAGGUCUCUUCAUCAUCACAAAUCAUAUUCCAUUUUCAACUCGAUGCUCUAUUUUGUUCAUCCAAAUAUCAUUUUUUUAAGGAUUGAUUCAAUCUAAUCAUGUCUUCUUGAAGCUUCUACAACUUUCAAGAUUUUUAUUUAUUGGUUAUUUCAAUCAGAUUAGGCAUCUCAUCCUCUCCCACUAUCUCUAUCCCGCGCUCCAUCAACACACCAUCUCAUCUUCAUCACGCAACCAUAGAAGGUUAAAGGGCUAUCACAACAUACCUUUGGAAUUUAUAUUUCUUGGUGAAGUCAACCUGAUUUGCAGAUAAUUAACCGGGCUGUGCAAGAUGGUGAGGCUAAAGCCAUAUGCGGGCCUAAGUUUGUUUGCUACAGUUGCGGUUGUUUAUCAUGCAUUUCAUAGUAGAAGGCAGUUUUACCCUGCUAUGGUCUUUCUAUCUACUUCGAAGAUCAGUUUAGUGAUACUCCUAAACAUGGGUCUGGUCAUAUUGUGUUCUUUAUGGAAAUUGGCAAAAUGUGUGUUCCUUGGGCGACUUCGAGAGGCUGAGGUUGAGAGGCUGAAUGAACAAUCAUGGAGGGAGGUCAUGGAGAUACUAUUUGCGAUCACAAUUUUCCGGCAAGAUUUUUCAGUUUCGUUUCUUGCUAUGGUUACUGCCCUUCUGUUGAUUAAGUCGUUGCAUUGGUUGGCUCAAAAGAGAGUGGAGUUCAUUGAAACAACUCCAGCUGUGCCCACAUUAUCUCAUGUUAGGAUCGUCUCUUUUAUGGGAUUUCUUCUUUUCCUCGAUAGCAUUUUCUUGUACAGCUCUUUGAAGCAUCUGAUUGAGACACAACAAGCUUCAGUGUCCAUAUUCUUCUCAUUUGAGUACAUGAUACUUGCGACUACAACAGUAGCAAUGUUUAUGAAAUACGUAUUCUACGUGGGGGACAUGCUUAUGGAAGGUCAAUGGGAGAAGAAGGCUGUGUGUACUUUCUACCUGGAGCUUAUCCGAGAUUUGUUGCAUUUGUCUAUGUACCUCUGUUUUUUUACGGUGAUUUUUGUGAACUAUGGCGUGCCUUUGCAUCUUAUAAGAGAGCUUUAUGAAACUUUCCGUAACUUUAAAAUUCGCAUCGCUGAUUACAUCCGCUACCGGAAGAUUACUUCAAAUAUGAAUGACCGUUUUCCAGAUGCGACAGCAGAGGAAUUAAAUGCAAGUGAUGCAACCUGCAUCAUUUGUCGCGAGGAAAUGGCCAUGGCCAAGAAGUUAAGAUGUGGACAUAUAUUUCAUGUGCAUUGUCUUCGAUCAUGGUUGGAACGACAAAAUACCUGUCCAACCUGCAGGGCCCUUGUUCUACCACCUGAAACUGGGACAACUACGGCUGGAGGGCAAAAUGGGUUGCAGUCUGAUAGUCAUCAAUCUGCAUCAACUAGUACACCUACUCAAGGCUUACCUGGAGCUACUUUGUCAGAGGGCACUAUCAAUGGUAAUCAGGCUAGACUUGAGGCGGCAGCAGCAGCCGCGGCCGCAAUAUAUGAGAGAUCUGUUGUUUACCCUUCUGCCAAUUCAGUAGUAUGGUGCCCUGGAUAUGCUGUUCUUCCGCAUGCUCAUGGUGCAAUGCCUGUCUUAAGCAAUACAAAUUCGGAUGUGGUGCAAGGUUCAGUUGGACAAUAUCAGCAUCAACAGCAAAUGCCCGAUGGGCCUAUAAAUCUUUCUUCUGCAACAUUGUCUCGUGCUGUAUCACCAUUCCAUGUCCCUGGUACUGAUGUGUUGAGGGAGGCAAGCAGUCUUUAUUCAAUUGACUCCCAGAGAAAUUUUAUCGAGCAUCAAAUUAAGGUGUUGCAGAGUCAACUCGAGUAUAUACAGAAACUAGAGCUAGAGAAAGGUGCUAGCUCCAGCCGCUCUGCAUCAACAUUAGUUGAUGCUCAAACUACAGAAUCAACUUCAGAUGCUACUUCUGAGACAAAUGUUUAGAAAUCAAACUUUCGCAUUAAUACGUGCGGAACAGCAAGCAUAAAGAGAAUUUGUGGAUUUUAGAUCUGAGGGGUUUCAGAGUUUUGAAUUUACAGCAGUGUUGUAUCAAUUUUGUUUCUAGGCUUGUGUAAAAUCUUGCUUUUGUUCAUUCGUGUUGGAGUUUAUGCCCCUUUGAUUGUCAAAAUCAAUUCACAUUUUUAUGACGUCUUCUUAAAGGGUUAUGUAGAUAUAAAAGAAGAGAGGUUACAAAAUCUGAAGGCCUCCUGACUUUUGAAGAAUUCUGUAAUGUAGCAUUGUCUUACAUCUAUAUGUGUAACUUGCAUAGCUUUGAAUUCUU